AUGCAGUUCAUGAGCCAAUCCACAGGAUGGGCCGACAACAUUAUCCUAGCAAUGGCCCCGCUAGGUAUUAUCACUGCGAUUGUCGGGGCUAUUAGGGUCGGCGGCCCAACGUGGCUCCGAGCUAUCAUUGGAAGAGCAAGGGAGAGCCGGGCCGUCGUUGAGGCUGAACUGAUGUCCUCGACUUCGCGGGAGGUGUGCGAGCUCUGGAAUGGUCGGGAGAUUGUGAGGGUAAUGGGAGUGGGGCCUAUCUAUGAAUUCAUCAUCUUGCUACCUGGGGAGGAUGAGGAGGAUCGAGGGCCGGGAAACGGGGUACAGGUUAAAGGAUUGAGGGAACGCAAGAACGAGAGCCACGAAGUCGAGGAUCGUAUCUUCGACCCCUCCAAGGUAGUCGGGAUGUUCAAGUCGAUGCUCAACGAGAAGAACUCACUUGGCAGCGGGGAUCUCGAGGAAGCUUUACACAAGACUCCGAAUGGCAUCAAUUCCAAUGUGCCUGACACAAGCAACGAUCCGGGGCCUAGAACCGAACGUGGCGGCCGUCCGGUCGUCGUGAUUCGGAAUUUGGAUGCGCCCGCGCCUAACCUCACACUCAAUACACGGAACCAACUAAGCAGGGGAGAGUUGUAUCUGGUUGCGGUAGUCGGUACUCUUCUUCAGCUCGGCGUCCUCGUCUUCUCCGGAUGUGCUACCUACCACCCCGCCCUCAGGUCUAGGUGGCUCAAGGAUGGAAACCCCGCCGCCGACUACGCCUUUCCUUGCAACGCCGCGGGGACCCUGCUCUUGGUGACAGGCGUGCUGAUUUGUGCGCACGUCGUCGAGGGUAGCACAUCAGAAACAAGAUACCGGCCGGUCGAGGGCGAGGCCCGUGCCUUCGAGUCGUUUGCCAUAUUCCCCCGGCAACCACAGACCCUGAUCACAACGUCCCAGCGCUGGGACGCCGGGGGGUCACAGCCCAUACUUGGAGAGACCAUCGCCGUCAUCGGAGCAAUGGUCAGCCUUUGCGGCUUCGUCGCCCAGUUCGUCGGCUUACGCGGCAUGCACUGGUCGUCAUCGAUCGCCCAGCUCAUCGCGAUUGCCUUCAUGGUGGCCCUCAGAGCAUGGGUUCGCCGCAAUCUCGCGCAGUUGCCGGCGUCUCACCGCCUACUUUCGGGCCACGAGAUGGACUGGCUGGCUAUGACCAUCGCCGGGGAUCUCGCGAGAGCCUCCUGGCUGAAUCCCCCCAAAGACGGUGAGGAUACCAAGGCCGGGAACGACGGAGAUGCCCCACAGAACGACGGGGAGUUGGAUCGGCAGAGCAGGCCGUGGGAUUGGAAACCCACCGCCGUCGAGAGUCCGGAAACCCUCCUGGCCCUCCAAGACGCCGAUAGUACGAAUGCCGAUGGAUCGGAAAAUCGAUUGCAGACAAGGGCCCAAAGGGCAAUGAUACUGGCAGGGGCCGGCAUCCGCCGAGGCAAUCGCGCUGGCUCGCGCGAUUGA
Messenger RNA from Chaetomium fimeti, 1473 nucleotides. RefSeq lists its product as uncharacterized. The record is from RefSeq and is a predicted model, not a curated record. The transcript is spliced from 4 exons. Lineage: Eukaryota; Fungi; Ascomycota; Sordariomycetes; Sordariales; Chaetomiaceae. Bases 1 to 1473 code for a protein of 490 amino acids.